This is a messenger RNA of Ananas comosus (pineapple), 4621 nucleotides long. RefSeq names its product protein MODIFIER OF SNC1 1-like. The transcript has 10 exons. Gene Ontology annotation, biological process: epigenetic regulation of gene expression. NCBI's taxonomy places the organism in Eukaryota, Viridiplantae, Streptophyta, Magnoliopsida, Poales, Bromeliaceae. The coding region runs from base 199 to 4236 and encodes 1345 amino acids. The record is from RefSeq and is a predicted model, not a curated record.
CCCUCUCUCUCUCUCUCUACCCCUCGCGCUUCUCUCUCCCUCCUCCUCCUCCUCCUCCUCCGACGCGUCCCCACCGCGGCGGCGAUCUCCGGCCAUCCUCCGGCGACUCCGCCCCCAUCUCCGGCGCCGGCGAUCCGCCGCCUCCCGUGAGCCCUUAAAUACAUUAUUGGAUGAUUUUGCAAGCGCACUGUAUCAGUUAUGGCUUCAAGUCUCCUGACUGCAGAUCGAAGAGUGGUUUCUUCGCGGAAAUCCGGCAUGACUGUUUUGGGCAAAGUUCCAAAGCCCAUUAAUUUACCCAGUCAAAGGUUGGAAAACCAUGGUUUGGACCCCAAUGUUGAGAUUGUUCCAAAGGGUACGCUCACAUGGGGUAGCCGGCCAUCUUCUGCAGCAUCAAAUGCAUGGGCUUCUUCAACAAUAUUAUCACCAAAAACUGAUGGAAGUGCUGGAUCGCCUAGCCAUUUUAAUGAUCGCCCAACUUCUGGAGGAAGUGGUACAAGGCCAUCAACAGCUGGCAGUGAAAAAUCCUCAGACCCUUCUAGUGUAUGGGGUUCGAACUCACGUCCAUCUUCGGCAUCUGGAUUAUUGGCAUCAAGUUACACUUCAGUUGCUGCUAACCGCCCUCGAAGUGCGGAAACAAGACCGGGUAGUUCUCAUCUGUCUCGUUUUGCUGAGAGUUCAUCGGAAAAUACUGUUGCAUGGGGGUCAACAAGAACGCCUGAGAAAUUGGGCUCCAUGCCGUCAAAGAAUACAGGAUUCACUCUGAGUUCUGGGGAUUUUCCAACGCUCGGUUCUGAGAAGAAUUCUGAAUCACAUGUCCAGCGAGCAGGUCAUAGCUCUCAAGGGCGUUCUACUUCCGGUUCUGGUAUUGAGGCAACCUCAAAUGAAGGUCUAGAAACUCCUACGGGUGGAGAUGGUAGUGUGAAUGUGAAUAUACUGAAGACUGGAAAAUACUCACCGGCGGGAGGUAAUUCUCCCCAAAACAAAAGCUGGCAGAGAGAACCUCAGCAGCCGCAGCCGCAGCCGCAGCCAUACCCAAUCUUAGGUAUGCCACCUCAGCAGAUCGACACUUGGCGGCCCCCUCCUCCAACUCACCCUCCUGAUACUGUUUGGUAUAGAGGAGCGCCGCUUGGCGGCCCAUUUAGACCAGCUAUUCCACCACCUGGCGAACCAUAUAUGUAUUAUCCUCAGUUCCAGCCUAAUUUUGAAGCUGCUCCCAGGCCAGGAGUCAGACAAGGUGGUUAUCACCCUAAUAAUAAUGGGGAGACUUAUCGUCCUCAUUUGGCUCCCAAUACGUUCAUGGUUCCUAGCUAUUAUGGGUCCCCACAAGCUCCAGUGCCUUAUGCAGGCUAUUAUGGGACCCCGCAAGCAGGUUUUGGCAAUGCUGGGGAAAAAGAGGUUUCCUUUCAAGGCGGUCUUAGUGAAUAUCCAAAUCAAAAUGAUAAGGUUAAUCCAGAACACAUUCAGACGAGAACAGUUAAACAUGAGCCGCUAAUGAACAAAGAGCAGAAGGAAUCUGAUCAACCUCAUGGGCAAUACAGGGUUUUGCUUAAGCAACAUGAUGCGUCGGGAAAUAGUCAUCAUGCUCAAGAAAGGAAAGACAGGCCUUUAACACCUAAUUUGCUACAUACUGAUCAGAAAGGUCUUCUCAAGGAACCUGGUAAAUGUGAAGAGCGCCCCUCAAACAAUGUGUCCAAAAAACAGCCAGAGUAUCCUAGUCAAACAGAUGAAGGCAUUUUAUCAGGGAAACCUAAAACCACUAUUUCGACUGCACACGAUCACCAAACUGUUACUAAGAAGAAUGCUACGCUGAUAGAAAAAAUAGAGGUUUUAAACCAUAAAGCUCGUAGUUCUGAGGCCCACAGUGAAGUUGGACAAGCAUUGUCCAAAGAUGACAAGAUGAAACAGUCAAAGGUUUUGAGUUCUCAGACAGAUCAUCCUACUGUAGCUGAAUCUCAAAUUAGUGCUGCAGAUUCUAAUGUUCAUAGAGCAAGCAAUGCGACAAGAAGAACUCAAGACAGUGAUUCGAAGGAGUCGCAUGAUGCAUCUGUUAGUGAGGCUCCUGCAUCUCUGGACUUGUCAAUUGAUUACCAAGCACAGCGCACUAAAAUGAAAGAGAUAGCAGUACAGCGUGCGAAACAGCUUCAGCAAGAAGAGGAGGAACGCACGAGGGAGCAAAAGGCAAAAGCUCUUGCAAAGCUGGAAGAGUUAAACAGGCGCUCUGCAGCGGCAGCAAAUCAGAAAAAACUAAAUGAUCCAUUCCCAGAAAAUGACGAUACAACCCCUAAACAAGAAGCAAAAGCUGAAAAUUCUGUGCGUGAGUCCCAGGUUGGUAUUUUGCCUGUUCCAUCAGCAAAGGCAAAAUAUACUGAACUCAAAAAUGUUGAAGCUCCUACAGAGUUGCCCUUAGAUAAAGCUCCAAUUUCCUCGGAAGCUGUUUCUGACGAGUCAGCUGUUUCUCACGACAGCAGAGCUCCUAGGCAUAAGCAGAUGGCUUAUAGGAAAAGGCCGAAUGCCUUUGAAGAGAAGAAUCAGGUUGAAAAGCCGAUUAUUUCUAAUAUUAUGGAUAACACUAAGAAUCUCAUCGACUCCAAAGUUCAGACACCCGCAAUCGACAAUGUGCCCAAUAGUGAGGAUCUCCCUAUGCAGCAGAAGAAGAGAGGUAACAGAAAUUUGAGGAGUAAAAACAAGUUGGAUGAUGCUAUCGCAAGCUCUUCAUUACCAUCUUUGGCACCACCUACAGAUGAGAAGACUGAAAAAGUUUCCUUUGAAAGCAACAAAAUACCUUCCCAAGAAUUGAUUGCUGAAACUAAAAUGGUAAAUCAGAGCAACCACUCGAAAUCUCAAGCCUUUAGGAGGACCACAAGAAACCAGCAAGGUGCUAGGCCUGUAGACAAAAUUCAUGGGAGCGAGGCUGUUAUCUGGGCACCUGUUAAUAAGCAUCCAGAGACUAACGAGCAGUCUGAGGAAAGUAAGCAGAUUAAUACGAAUAUAACUAGCAUUCAAUCAAACGAAAAGGUUGGCGAUGAUAUGCACGCUAGUGUGAAAACUAAAAGGGCUGAGAUGGAAAGGUAUGUUCCCAAGCCUGUGGCUAAAGAACUGUUGCAGCAGGAGAACUCUCAGAAACUUAGUUCUGAUGCUAAAAAUGUUGAGAAGGGCAUUGCAGCGGAUGUUUCAGUAGCUGCAAAAGCAGAUUCAAAUUUGGAUACCAAAACUGGGGAGGAGAAUAAUAAGCCUGUUAAUAAGCGUGGUAGAAAGCAUGCUUCUUGGAGGCAGAGAAAUCCAGCUGAAACUGCUCGCCUAUCAAAUUCCGACGAUAAUCUGGUCGAUUCCGACUCUGUGCAACAUGUUCACAAGAGUUCUGAUCAGCAUCAGUUGCAUGAAUCAGAUGGCCAAGAAGCAAGACAGCUCAAAUCGGAUGGUUGGAGUACUACUGAUACUAAUUUAUUGCCGACUGAACCUCCUGCAGUUAAGGAUCAGGGAGUAGGAUCUAAACAGAGGUGGCAGCAGAUAAAGGUUAACAAGGCUGGAGGAAGCAAUUAUACCGAAUCCGGUAACCAUGCGAUGGAAAGUGGAACCGGUGAUAACACCCAAACUCGAACACCAGCCUCUGAUUUGAAUUUGAAUUCGAAAUCAGAGAACAAGUAUUCUUCCUCCGAGCAUGCAAAAUCUCACUGGAAACCGAAAUCUCAAGCCUAUCCUCAGAGCCACCAGGAGAAAAACAGGCGUAACAAGGAACACUCUGGCGAGAGUAGUAUGCGUCACAGUGAGAAUGAAAGCAACCUAGCUCCAAAGGGUGAUGUUAAUGACAUAAGAAGUGAGGCUAAAGUUGAAAAUCCUUCAGAAGAGCAGAUACAUAAAGUACAACAAGAUGCAUCCACCAAAGCUCCAACAUAUGAAGCUGCCCAAUCUGAACAUCAAUUUAAUCCAGCACAACGCCGCAACAGCCGCUUCAGUAGAGGGCAAGAGGUGAUCUAUAGAGGGAGAGAAGCAAAUUUCAGCACAAAUGGAGACAAGCGAAAGAGCAAUGCGCAUUUUGAGUAUCAGCCGGUUGGAUCGUACUCUAAACCUGCUGAGUCCUCCCGACCAAACCCCAACCCUAAUUUUGACGAAGCAGUCGAGGGGAACCCUCAUUUUGGAUCGAGGUACAGAGGUCGGGGUGGUCAGAGCCACUCACGACGCGGCGGCGGUCACUUUGUCAGGCGGGGUGGGGGUCCUGCCGUUGACAAUGAAAAUUGAGAGUGGUUCUUUAUGCAUUAAUCGAUCAUAUUGCGUCGCACUGUUACAAGUGCGAAUUAUCUCUAGUAUAUGUGCUAGUGAGAAAUCGGAAGCAGAAUAGAGUUUGGUUUCAGAUUCGAGAAAUUUUCCCAUCAGUCCUGUUUUGGCUGGGAGGGGAUCCAAAGCCUGGCCGGAAAUGAUGAUUUCGAGAAGGACGGGUUCUUCGUUUCGUAGUCAGUUUGUACUUUGUUGGCUUUGGAUUUUUCAGAUGUUGUUGAUUUUACAUUUUAUGCACCAAGGUUGUCAUGCAGAACACACCGCAGACACUAAAAGCUAAUGGAACUCUCUGUAUAAGUUGGAUUAAUGGGUUUUGUCGCUCUUAAUCCUUUCCUGAAGCUUCAUUGUU